Molecule: messenger RNA, 378 nt
Organism: Dentiscutata erythropus
Lineage: Eukaryota; Fungi; Glomeromycota; Glomeromycetes; Diversisporales; Gigasporaceae
Source: the annotation of a GenBank genome assembly
AUGAAUCAACUUCUCUUGAACAAAGGUAAACCUAUGGAAUACACCAACGAAAAAAUUCAACCUGAAAAACCUACGGUAUUUUCAAAUCUGGCAAACAUUUCAACUUCUAUUGCCGACUCUAUAUUGUUAUUCCUCGGUUUACGACCCUCCGAAAAUGAUGAUCGCACAACACCACCUGCGUCGUCAAUAAUGAUGCGCUAUGGCCUGAGUCCACAGGCAAUGGCCUACGUUCAAUUUAAAAGCACACGUCUGAAAGGUUUUAACGGCGUCCUGACGUUUUUUCAACAGCCUAAUGGCUCAACUGUUGUUUACGGAAAGUGGAAUGGGUUGAAGGAUUUGGAUCCUAUGAAUUAUGAAUUUGUAAUCUACAAGAAUGGA